GCGGUAGAUUAGGAGCUCCGAAGAUGUUGAUAAAAAUUUGCUUAUUUGUGUCAUUUUGCUUAGUGGCGCUACCUGAGAUCGAGGCAGCUUGUUUUGUUUGUAAUAGCAAUGGCGUUGCCUGCACUAGCAACAACACAUUCCAACUCUGUUUUAACGGUCUACCAAACUCCAACGUUGAAUAUGUGUGUCCCAACGAGGCAGAGGUAUGUACAGUAUAUGGACAGAUUUGCAUGGAUCCCAGCGCCAAUUCAAAUGUACAAACCGUCUGUGGCAACACACAGCAAUGUGGUCAAUGCUCAGAUGUGGCAAAUGGUGCCUACACUUGCACCAGUCGCACCACAUUCACCAUGUGCAUGAAUAAUGCUCUCACCAGCAUAAGAGGUACCUGCCCGCUGGGUGCAGUAUGCCGUACUUCGGUGGGGCACAGUGGCAGUGUGCCUUGUGUAAAUGAAUGCUUAACAGACGCAAAUGAUAUGUGUGAUGUAGAGUUGGCCGUGGAUGCGCCAACAACCAGCGAGACCACCGGCACAACGGUAAUAAUUCAACCCACACCACCAGUCACUAUAGUUCCUCCGGUCGAUACUACCGUAAGUGUGACCUCGGCGCCCACUCAAUCGCCGGAGGCAUAUUGCUCAGGUCAAACACUAAUCGGUCGUUAUCCCAAUUCCGCUGAUAGCAGUUGUGUCAGUUAUUUGUAUUGCUCAAGCAACGGCUCUGGUUCUGGUCUAACUGGACGCAUAAGGCAAUGCCCAUUGGGUAAAUAUUUCAAUCCAGAAAUAAGAAAUUGUCAAACCAACAAACCGGUUGGUUGUGUCUAAAACAUAUAAGGAUUA
This is a messenger RNA of Ceratitis capitata (Mediterranean fruit fly), 833 nucleotides long. RefSeq lists its product as uncharacterized. Gene Ontology annotation, molecular function: chitin binding. Gene Ontology annotation, cellular component: extracellular region. The record is from RefSeq and is a predicted model, not a curated record. NCBI's taxonomy places the organism in Eukaryota, Metazoa, Arthropoda, Insecta, Diptera, Tephritidae. Bases 24 to 818 code for a protein of 264 amino acids. The transcript has 3 exons.